Molecule: messenger RNA, 5866 nt
Organism: Lymnaea stagnalis (great pond snail)
Lineage: Eukaryota; Metazoa; Mollusca; Gastropoda; Lymnaeidae
Source: the annotation of a GenBank genome assembly
CUCCCGAUCAAUAACGUGUGUACGCAGAUUUAUCGAUCCGUUCGAACCUUUGCCGACCUAGAAGUCAACACGUCUUCCCAGGAAUUCGAACUACGCAGUGGCGCCACGGGAGAGUUCACUGAACAUUUCAACAGACAAGUCUCCCCCCACACCCCACCCCCCAAGCCACGCAGCUAAUUGGAAAAUUGUAAAAGUAAGUUUAAUUUUUUGUAUUUCAUGUAUAUUUUCUUCCUUUCAUGAAAGUAAUCCAUUUUACCUUUUCACCUGUACGAUGUAUAAUUUUGAGUACCUUCGGGUCCCAAUCAAUGGUUGUUCAUAAACUAAAUUAAUUCAUACGCGUUCUGUUGUUGUUAUCUGUAUGUGAUAAAUCAUACAGGAACAUUUAUAGGCUAUUAAUAACUGACCUAAAAAGACGGAUGCAAAUUUAAACCAGGAUGAAACAAAUACAUUAGAAUAGUCUUGUCCAGUGAUUAUUUUAGAAAUUUCCCCCCCCCCCCCGGGUGGGGGGGGGCACUUCAGAUUUUUCGGGGGGGGGGGCGGUGCCCGUUGAUUUUUUGCUGGUCAUAUUUUUGCUCUGGGGGGGGUGGGGGGCAGUGCCCCCCCCCCCGAGAUGUAACUGAAAGAAAACCUGGGCUCUGUCUACAACAGUUUCCACCGUCUGAGUUUGUUUAAAAAAUUAUUUGUAACUUUUUACUAUGGCUGAUAACAGCAUAAUGGCUGCAGUGUUGCUUUAUUCGGUUUUCUUUUGUCCUUUUUGGUUUAUUUUUCAUUGUCACAAAUAUUUUGUGUAGGUAAAAACAAUUUUACUGAGCUUUAAUUAAAAAGACGAAAUACACACACAAAAAAGUCCUUUUUUUUGUUUCAGGCCCCCUUCGGCGUUAAAUAUAUAUUAAAAAAGAUGCAUUAAAAUUCAUUUAAAAAAAAAAGACUACAGUCACAUGAAUCACAAGAAACACCGAUGUGUAAGCGUUCCAAAACAUUUUGUGGCCCCAUUAUCUUUGCCCUAAACAUAGCGAUGGCGGCGGCGAAAAAAUAUCGAAGAUUAUGAUCGUUACGCCCAUGAUCAUAUGUAGAUCAGAUCUCUCCCACUCACUUACACAGAUAUCGUACCCCACUUUGAAUGAUGACGUGACGUACUCGGGCACAACGGUGUCUCUGGUGUAAGCUGUACAGAUUCGUGUUGGAGGGGCUAAGGUAUACUUAUAAUAUACUUCCCCACGCAAAGUACGAACGAGGGUACGCCCUAUUGUGUUGUGUACACAGUUUACACUGCAUUGGGUUGUCUGGCGAAGGGAAAGGUUGAUGUCACUGCAAGUCUGUCAAAACUUUCACAGGUCGUCAGUGCCUUUAUUCUUUUCACAACUCAUGGGGAUUUAAAAUAUAGAAGAAGAAUAUAGUGCACAUCUUUGGACUUACCACUCCCAGGUAUGCAUGCAAUACAUAUCUACAUAUUUAUAGACCUUUCCCUGUUCAAGUUUAAGCGUAAAAUGUCAUGAUUAGAAGAAAGAAAAAAAAAGGGUUUUCCAUUUUGGUGGUGCUACUCUUAAACAGACGGGUUAGGACGGUAAUCUUAAAUAAGACUAUGAGACAUUAACUAUGUGUGUGCAAGUUAUAACAUAACAGUGUUCACUUAUACCCUAGCAAAUGGCAUGUUGACACUGGAUUUCGCCCCUAAUUCAUAACCGUCCAGCGUUAGCAGCUAAAUAGAUGUUUGUGAUGAACGAGUUCAAGCUCCUUUAAUAAAUACACACACACACACCAUCAAUUAUUAGGUUUAAACCAGAAAUGGUUUGCAAAAAAAAUCGUGCGUCUAGGGUUUUCAUCAAUUCUAUCUCUUCAAUAUCACAUUUAACAAGCUAUUACACUGUUAACUUCAUAAUUUCCAUGGCAUUGAUGGUUAACAUUUAUUUUAACAGAAAUCUAAACAGAUUCACUGAUUUAGCUAUGACGGUGAUCGCUUCCGUCCCGGCCUACCCGGGUCACGGCGGCCGGGCCAGCCCACGGGGCGGACCCCGCGUGAGAUCGGAGGGCGAGUCCAACUACGUCAAGGGUCAAGGAACUGUCAAAGAGAAAGUCUUCGACUCCACCGCCCCCAUCGUGAGAACCCCGAAGCCCAGUCCGAGAUGCCCGUCCUCGGCCUCGAGACAGAACUACAGGGCCGGGUGGUUUGGGAACGUAUCGUCAUUGCUCAACGGUAGGUGAUGAUGUUAUGCCUAAAAAUGUAGGCUGCGACAUGACCUUAACAGUGACUAUACAUUUCUGACAGGGGGUUAUAAUCCAGUACGUUUCUUUCCUAUGACCCGCUAGUGGUUACAGAUUCCAACGCCAAUUGUCUGGUAGGAGAAGAGAAGAAAAACCCUGUUAGCAUUAUGGUGCCUAGGAAAGAUCAGUGAAUGCUUCUGGCAAAUGAUUCAACAUUUUUAUAAAAAAAAUAGUCUUUUCUUAAACUGAGCUUAAAACAGUUUUCAUAAAUUCAUUCUUGAGUAUUGAAUUAGAUAUAUAAAUAAAACUUGCGAUGCGCAAUACAUCAUAGGCAACGCAAAAUAGAACAUACAAUUAAUCACAUUAAUUUGAUUGACUUGUUGGCUGCGUUUGCAUAAUUCCUUCAAACAAUUUGACAUUAAGAAGACAGUGUUAACGGGAGGAGGGAGAGACCAUGAUUCGAUAAAUAGUUCUCAGUUCUAUUUUAUUCAAAUUUCGAGCUGCAUACGACAAUGCCGAACAUAAAGGUUAAUAUCAAACGCGUGAUUGGUUCAAAACAUGGCAAUACAAAUAAGUGCUAGCUCCCAUCUGCGUUCGAAGCCAUGACUCAUCCAUGACGUUUUCUGUGUCUGCGUUCAGGGAAGGCGACGCCCAGGCCAGUGACUGCGCCUGGCAGGGUCAAGCCGGAAGCAGAGGUGACGGCCAACAUGAGCAGGGGUCCUCGGAUGCGGGUAAUCGUCAACGAAUAUGCCCAGAGGGGCGCCAGUCCGAGAGAACCGAGGGUGAAGCCCGAAGCAGCCCAAACAGCAGAAGUUAGUAAGGUGGGUAUUUUUUUUUUGAUGCCAUAAAACAUGAGCAAGUAAUGACAUGGGUGAAUUCAGAUAAAAAGAGGCGCCCCCCAAUGUGGCGCUAAUGUUGUGAUUGAAUCUUACAGAUGGCGUCAAAAAGCCAAAAUUAAAAAAUAAUAAUAAUAAUUUUAAUGUUCGUAGUCAUUGAUGCAUUUCGGACGACCUGGGAAGUGUUGCAAGACUCCCUCAAAAUGAAAAUAAAAAUGACUUGAGAUCUGCCUAAACUUUAGUGAGUUUUUAAAAAAAAAUCCUUUAUAUUAACUUCGCUUUUUUUUCGUUGCUGGCAGGGAAAAUCUUCCAACGGCUAAUUGACCCACUUUCCGCCAGCCUAUGGACCUGAUACUUGGCACGUAGACGUGUUGCCGAUGAUUUAAAAAAAACCCAUUCUAUUAAGAUUUCAGCCUCAACCCCAAACCCUAACCCCCACAAAAUCAGCGUUUCCCUGUUUUUUCAAUGAGAAGUUUGAUGACACUCUUAUCACGAAAUGAAAGUCUCCGAUAACUGCGCUAAAUGAACUUCUUUUUUUUUUUUUUUUUUUUUUAAUUAUAGAAUGUGUUUUUUUUGUUUUUAUUUUUUUUUUUUUUUUUUUUUUUUUAAAUAUCGGAAGUGCGUUUGUUUGCGUAAUAUUUUCUUUUGUUUUCUGAAAUAGUUGGUGAAAUAAAUCUGCGGUGUAGAAGCGAGUGGGUCAUUAGAAUAUCACUAUAGUUUGGGGGGCGUGACAAAAAUGUGGGGUUACGAGGUUUGGGCCGAGGGGGGGCGUUACUUUGGAUUCCUAUAAAGUGCGUUACUUGUAUGAAUGUGUUAUAAAAUAUUCAGCACCAAAUUGCUUGACAUUAAAUUUUAUAAUGGAUCUAUACGAAAAGUUUUGUCUUUAAGGGCUGUUUAAUGACGAAUGCAUUAUCAAAUGAAAUCAUAGGCCCUCUGAUUAAUAAUUAAUUAGAUUGAACACAAUGGUCAUGCAACGAAAGAGAUUUUCUAAAUAUAUUAUGUUAACUAAGUACAGGAGAAAUUGAUAACAUUAAAAUCCUGGAAAUGUGCCACACGAGAACCAAAGUAAAGAGAAAGAAUUUUAGAAAGGUUACAGUUUUGAAAAAAAAACGUCUAUUUAUUAAUGUAUAAACUAUGUAGUUUGCCUAAUGUAGCGUUGUCAAGUCUAAGAAAAAUUAUCAAAGACAUCAAAUGGGAAGAAUGAUAUUUGGCGAACCCAUUCAAACCAAGAUUUAUAUCAAUUGUACAAAGACCCCCACCCAUAGUCGCAACACUAAGAAGAGUCGGACUGCGCUGGGCAGGACAUAUUGAAAGGAUGCCGAAGUUUAGAGCAGCAAAGGUGAUCUAUGAGCAGAAACCUAAGGGCAGACGACUCACCGGUCAACCUAGAAUGAGAUGGAUCGACGAUGUAGUGAAGAACUUACGCCGGCUGGGGGUUCGCUCAUGGAGGCGGAAAUCUAUCCGAAUGGAAGGAUGUGGUGGAGCAGGCCAGCGCCCUACAUGGGCUGUAGCGCCAUGAUGAUGAUGAUGAAAAUGGGAAGACAUUGCAUUUCAUACUUUUUAAGAAAGAAAAUAAUGUGUGUUUUUUUUUAAUUGAUGGUUUAACAACUUCAAUCUAAAUAAUGAGCAUCUUUUGAAUAAAUUUUGGUUGCACUUUCAUUUCAGGGAGGUAGAAUGCACAAUCUGCUACACACAUACGGAACCAUGGCUCUAUCUGCCCGCGCCGUGCCGCGCCUGAAGCUGGAGGCUGGGCCGAUAGCCGAGCUGAGCCGAGGUAACGCCACGAGGGAGACGCUCUACAACUACGGCAAAAGUGAACCCAACUCUGUCCCCGAUCCACGGGUGAAACCCGAAGGCCAGGACAACGCCGACCUUGACAAAGGCAAGAGAAUGGGCCUCCUCCUGAACAAGUACGGCCGCGCCCCGCUUUCAGCUCGGGCCGGGCCCAGGGUGAGGCCAGAAGGGGAGCCGAACGCCCGUCUGGACCAAGGUUUCAGGAUGUCCCGACUCAUGCACGAUCCUAAGGGCAUGCCGUGCUCGGCGCGCCCUAUGCCGAGAACGAACACGAUUCAGGCGAAGGAAAACGCUCUAAAAGGUCGAGGAAGCAUGGACAAGAUUUUUGAAAGUAUCGCGCGAAAGACUUACAUUUACAUGCCGGGUCAACAGACAAGGCAGUACGUGAGGGCUAGCAUCGGGUGAAUGAAGUCGUCUGUAGAUAGAAACCCUUGUUACAUUUUCAAAUCAGUAUUAGUCUAGAAUACAUAAUGUGUUUUAAAAUAUGAUCCUUUAAUGUUUCAUCUUUCGCCAGAAAAAAAAAAUACGAUGGCAAAAAAUACAUAUGAUUAUGAGUGGGUUGGUGUGGCAUGGGUCUGUCGACUCUUUGAUUCCCCCCAGAAUACAGUUCGAGGCAAUUGUUCCGAUUCAGCUCACGCUUCAAAAGUACAAAGAAUGAAAAAGGGCAAUUUUUAUUCAUACGCCGAUUGCUUAGAGAGUUUUUGAAUUAUUUUGUGUACAGAUUAUGUAAUUUAAUUGUUAAAUUUUUACGUAUCCCAGAGUCAAUUUAAGGCUAAUUUGCAUGUGAACCCCACGCCAAAAAGCCCCCCCCCUCCCCCAAUAACUCCUCCCCCCAUCUCAUCAUAAUAAAAACUCUAAAUCUAUUUUAGUGUCCGUCAGUGAUUCAGUGAUGCAUGUUAGUUGUCCAGAUUGUUCUCUAUUGAAGGUAGACCUGCCUCUCAAAUCUUCCAGACACCUCACGCUGCCGUGUUUCCAAUCACGCCAUUCUUUGUUUUUUACAGUUGAAACAAUCAAUAAAUUAAUUAUUGGUCAAC